Quercus lobata is the source of this 473-nucleotide messenger RNA. Its product is annotated as ATP synthase subunit epsilon, mitochondrial. Gene Ontology annotation, molecular function: proton-transporting ATP synthase activity, rotational mechanism. Bases 81 to 296 code for a protein of 71 amino acids. Gene Ontology annotation, biological process: proton motive force-driven mitochondrial ATP synthesis. The transcript is spliced from 2 exons. Gene Ontology annotation, cellular component: mitochondrial inner membrane. The record is from RefSeq and is a predicted model, not a curated record. NCBI's taxonomy places the organism in Eukaryota, Viridiplantae, Streptophyta, Magnoliopsida, Fagales, Fagaceae.
UAGAGUUUGAGACUUGUUUGGUCAUUUACAAACUAAAUACACAAACAAGAGGGUAAGCUUUGUUCACAGAGAGAUCAACAAUGGCGUCGCAAACCGCAGCAGUACCGUUCUGGAGAGCUGCAGGGAUGACCUAUAUAACAUAUUCAAACAUAUGCGCGAAUCUUGUGAGAAAUUGCUUGAAAGAGCCUCACAAGACCGAAGCACUCACAAGAGAGAAGGUCCAUUUCUCUCUCUCGAAGUGGACCGAUGGCAAGCCCCAGAAGCCCACCCUCCGUUCGGACACGCCAGAAGACUGAUUUGUGGAUUGGGUUCUACAGUUUUUGUUCAUGGGGUUUGUGAUGCUUAAACUUGGACCAUUUUGGUUUUUGCAUUUUAUUGCUCUUGUAAUAAUGUAACUUGCAUUAGUCUAUUGCAAUACGUUGCUUAUCAUUCUAAUGGAAAUCUAAAUGGGAUGCUCCCUACUUUUUAAGUGA